Messenger RNA from Myxocyprinus asiaticus (Chinese sucker), 3654 nucleotides. RefSeq names its product guanine nucleotide binding protein-like 1 (gene gnl1). Gene Ontology annotation, molecular function: GTPase activity; GTP binding. The coding region runs from base 115 to 1923 and encodes 602 amino acids. The transcript has 12 exons. The record is from RefSeq and is a predicted model, not a curated record. Lineage: Eukaryota; Metazoa; Chordata; Actinopteri; Cypriniformes; Catostomidae.
AUCGAAAAGUCCACGCGAGUAACAGAGAAACUUCACAAAUGUAAAUAUUGAGCGAACAACAGAAGACACGUCCUCUUGCUUUUCUUUGUUUUUCUUAUUUUAACUAAUGCAAACAUGCCACGCAAAAAGCCUUUUAGUAACAAGCAGAAAAAGAAGCAGCUCCAGGUGAAACGCGAGAAAAAGCGAGGAGAAACAGGUUCAAGUCACAGUAGCCGUAAUGCCAGCAUGGAGAGAGGACCUGGCCGAGACAGACAGUCGGAUACAUCAGACAGCGAGACGACAGAUAUUAGGAGGAUCAACCAUCAGCCUGGCACCCGAGACAGUAGAUAUGACCCCAACAGAUUCCGUCUGCACUAUGAGAAGGAGAGCAAAGAGGAGGUCGAGAGGAGGAAGAAAAUAGCGAUGGAGAAAAUCCUCAAGCCAGUGGCAGAAGAGGAGCUAGAGUUGGAUAUAAACCAGAUCUACCCAGAAGACAAAGGCCUGAAUUUCCCUCGGCGACCCUCAUGGAAUUAUGGUAUGCGGAGAGAGGAGCUACUGCGGAAAGAAGAGAAGUCAUUUCAGGAGUAUCUGGAGGCUCUUCACUCUAAGAACCCCCCUGGUACCCUCAGCCACUUUGAGCACAAUUUGGAGACAUGGAGGCAGCUGUGGAGAGUAAUGGAGAUGUCUGAUGUCAUUCUGCUCAUAGUGGAUAUCAGACACCCAGUGCUGCAGUUCCCUCCUGCUCUGUAUCACUACGUCACUGUUGAAUUAAAGAAGCACAUCAUCCUAGUACUCAAUAAGAUUGACUUGUGCCCGGCGCCUUUGGUGUUGGCCUGGAAACACUACCUAACCAAACAGUUCCCCCACCUGCACUGUGUCUGCUUCACCUCGCACCCAGGACAACCCUACAGCACCGUUCUACAGAAGAGGAGAAUGAGGAAAAAGACAGGAUAUGACCAGGCAGGAGGACCAAUUCACAUCAUGAGGGCAUGUCAGGAGAUCACAACAGGAAGAGUGGAUUUGAGUAGCUGGGAAAAGAAGAUCCAGAGGGAUGCUGUUGCUGUGGGAACAGAAGAGGAUCGGCCUGAUGAUGAAUUGGAAUCUGUAUUGGUGGAGCAUCAUAGUGACGUUGCCAUGGAAAUGAACAGCUCCACGCAAGAACUUUAUAAAGACGGGAUACUAACAAUAGGCUGUAUAGGUUUUCCUAAUGUAGGCAAAUCUUCAGUUCUGAAUAGUCUGGUUGGCAGGAAGGUUGUGAGUGUGUCUCGGACACCUGGCCACACAAAAUAUUUCCAAACAUACUACCUCACUCCCACUGUUAAACUGUGUGACUGCCCUGGGCUUGUCUUGCCUUCCCAAGUGAACAAGCAACUACAGAUCCUGGCUGGUAUAUAUCCAGUCUCUCAGCUGCAGGAGCCUUACAGUUCAGUAGGGUACUUUUGUGAACGGACCAACUUCCUCUCCGUAUUAAAGCUGAGACAUCCUGACCAGAGCCCAGGAACACUGCAUGAGCCCAAAACACAGGACUGGACCGCAUGGGAUGUGUGUGAAGCCUGGGCUGAGAGGAGAGGGUAUAAGACUGCUAAGGCAGCCCGUAACGAUGUCUAUCGAGCAGCCAACAGUCUCCUGCAGUUAGCCAUUGAUGGACGACUGUGUCUAUGUCUGCAGCCACCGGGAUACACUCAGAGCAGAGAUGAAUGGGAGUCACACCCAGACCUGUCUGAGAUCAUCGCUCUACAAGGAAGAACGGAAGAGGAGGAGGAGUGUGGUGAGAGGGAAGACGAGGAGUGUGAAUCCAGCUCAGAGCUGGAGGAGGAGCAUGAUCGAGAUGCAGAUGAUGAUGAGGACGCUGAUGGAGAUGAUGAAGAUGAUACUGUGAAAGCUGACAGGAAGAGCCUCACUCUCAACAUGUUCAGUGUGCUAGGAGAGAACAAAUGUUUGUGAGGAUGAGUUCUGUCAUUCCUUCCUCAUACAUUCCUGUUGUCAUUAUCAUUCAGAAUCUCCACUGAUCACUGACUAGAAGUGUUAUUUCUUUAUACCCCUCUUAUUUCAAUCUGUGACGUGUCAGUCAAGUGACUGUAUAAUGUUUUGAUUUUAAAUACUACACAUUUAUUUCUUGAUUGACACUCCUCUUGCACUUAUACAGCCCUUAUGAACAAACACUGCAUGUCCCCCAUCUUUGCAUAACAAUGCCUGUUUUUGCUGCAGUAUAUAUUUUGUUUUUCCAGCAUCCCUGUGCCUCUAGCCUCUCUGUUUUUCAGCUGAGCAUUAUCAGAAUGCUUUUUUUCUCUCCUGCAUGCAGCCGAUUUUUCUUUCUGAGAGGGCAGAGGGAUUGUCCGUUCAACCAGUGAUUGUACAAUCAGUGUAACUAAGCAGGCAUUGAUCCAUUACAAUCACUUAUUUAUUAUUAAUCUGAUUUAUUAUCAUCUCAAAGCAGUGAUGCCAAAGGUCAGGUGAGGUCAAAGGGCAAAGGACCAGUUUGACCUCUGACUGUGAGUUGAAGAAGACAUUGCCAUAGUUGCCCAUGUGUGAAUCUAUUUUAUCUGAGUAUUUCAAACCUCUGCAUGCUGGGCAGAACCAGCUUCCUGAGGCUGAUCAUUGAAUGGCAGUAAAGCAGCCAGACACAGACUGUUGAAUACAGAGAGAAUUAUUGAGAUCAAAAAGAAGUUAUGGACAUUUAUAGCACUUUUUAAGCAAAAGAUAUCCAGCACUCUUUUGCUUUUGAAAACUUUAAUUUCUGAGAUGAUGCAGUGACCCCCAAACAUAUCUGGACACUUAAGUCACACUUAAAAAUGUCUGAAGGUCAAUGCAUUAGAUACAAAAUAUCAAACCAAGUGGCAUUAUCAAGCAAAUGAUGAUCUAGCUUUUCUCAGAUCUAACUUGUUCUUUUUUUAUGUGUGAAGCCAGCUCCAUUUAAGUUUACACAGAUGUUCUUCCAGAGUAACGCCAGGUGUAGUUCAUCAUUUACUAUGGACAUGUUCCACAAAGUUUCACAACCAGAAAGUGUACAAAUACUUAAAUUAAUUUGAAACCUAACAAACUUGUUUUUGUUAAUUGUUUUGCUUGAAGAGUAUCCUUGUGCUUUAUUUCUUUAAAAUAAAUGUUACUUGGUUUGAUUUAGAUUUUAUUAUAUAAUGACAUUCAUACAGUAAGUGUGGCUGAAGUGUCCUAAUCCUUUUUAGGGCCACUGUAUACUUUUACUAUGUGGGUAUUGAAGUGAGGUUGUCAUUCAGGGUUACAGUGGGAGUGAUUUUGUGCCACAAAAUGUUCUAGGCUGCAUAGUUUAAAGAGAUAUCAGAAAGCCUUAUAUGUUUGUUUUAUUUAUAAGACAAAUGAGAUUGUAGAACACAUUUUUAUAUAUAUAUACACACACACACACUAACACGCUACUCAAUCGAGCGAAACCGAAGCUGGAAGAUCGGUAUUGAAGACAGAGUUUGACCAUAGUUUGUGGACUCGGGUAAAGGUGAUGAUGUGUGCAGACAUACCAAUACAAGGCUGCAGGCUUUUGGUUUUUUUAGCCUCUUGUCCUACAUGCCCCAGCUUGGGAAUUUCUUGUGGGUGUGUUUUUGUUUGUGUGGGUGUAAUAGUGUGUGAAUCAUCAUUCUUUCUUUAUUGAGAAGUUAUUAAACUUGACAGAAGCCUCUGCAAUAAAAUGUAACCCUGAUGACCCUA